AUGUAUGUAUGUAUUGAACAAAAGAUGAAAAGAAAUAAGAAAGAAAGGAGGAAUAAUUAAGGAUUCUACUGCUUUGAUAUUAUUAUAAUACGCAAUACAAAACUAGAUUUUAAAAAUCAAUUAAAUUAUAUAAAAGAAAUUCAUUCAAGCUCUAUAAAAUUACAAAGAUUAUAAAUAUAAACUGAUAAUUAAUAUUAAUAUUUAGAUUAACAAACUAAAUAAAGCCUGAAGAAAAGAAAAGGAAAUUUAAAAAUAGAUAAAAUUUAAAUAUAAAUAAAUCAAUUAUAAAAUAUUAACUAAAUAAAAAUGAAUUUUGAUAAUUGUAAUUAUGUUAUCUCUAAUGCUAGCUCUUUAAUUAGAUCUCUCUUGAAUUAAGCUUAGUAAGCAUCUACUAAUUCCGAAACUGGUUAUUAAACAAGCACUGAUGAUUUGAUGGGAAGAGAACCCUCUACUAACGGAGGAAAUGAUGGAAUGUUUGGAAAUUUCUUCGAAAUGAUAAUAAUUAUAGUUGGCUUCUUAUUCAUUUAUUCUUUACUUGGUAAUUACAUCAACAAUCGCAGAAAUAAAUUAAACUAAAAGCAUCGCUCUAACAAUGAUGAUAACAACCGUGACAGAGAUACAAGCUCAAUAAAUUGA
Messenger RNA from Tetrahymena thermophila SB210, 636 nucleotides. RefSeq names its product transmembrane protein, putative. The record is from RefSeq and is a predicted model, not a curated record. NCBI's taxonomy places the organism in Eukaryota, Ciliophora, Oligohymenophorea, Hymenostomatida, Tetrahymenidae. The transcript has 2 exons.